AUGGCGGACAACGGAACAGUGAACGGAACCGAGAACGGGGAAUUUAGCUUCCCAAACACUGGAACAGGAACCGGAACCCCUCGCAAUGGGCUCGCAAAGAUCCAAACUCAUUCAAAGAAACAAAAUGGGAUCUGUCACGACGACAGUGCUCCUCCCGUGAAAGCGCAGACGAUCGACGAGCUGCAUUCGCUCCAGAAGAAAAAAUCUGCGCCAACUACGCCCAUCAAAGGAGCUCAAGGUGCUUUCGCUCCCAUUUCCGAAGAAGAACGCCAAAAGCAGCAGCUCCAGUCCAUCAGUGCUUCGUUAGCAUCUCUGACGAGGGAAACAGGACCCAAGGUGGUGAAAGGAGAUCCAGCAAAGAAACCUGAAACUCCAAAGGUUGCUCAUCACGUUGCACAUCACCAUUUCACACCUACCCUUAGCAUCAGUGACAGUGCUUUAAAGUUCACUCACAUCCUUUACAACCUCUCUCCCGCCGAGCUAUACGAGCAGGCGAUAAAGUACGAGCAAGGAUCAUUCAUAGCAUCGAGUGGUGCCUUGGCGACGCUAUCGGGAGCAAAGACAGGUCGCUCUCCAAGGGAUAAACGCGUAGUGAGGGAUGAGAGCACAGAAGAUGAACUUUGGUGGGGAAAGGGCUCACCCAACAUAGAAAUGGACGAGCACACCUUCAUGGUUAACAGAGAAAGAGCUGUUGAUUACCUGAACUCGUUGGACAAGGUGUAUGUGAAUGAUCAGUUCCUGAAUUGGGACCCGGAGCACCGUAUCAAAGUCCGCAUCGUCUCAGCCAGAGCAUACCACUCCUUAUUCAUGCACAACAUGUGUAUCCGACCCACGCCUGAAGAAUUGGAGGAUUUCGGUACUCCGGACUUCACCAUAUAUAAUGCGGGUCGAUUCCCAUGUAACCGAUACACCCACUACAUGACAUCCUCAACUAGCAUAGAUCUAAAUCUGGCUAGGAGAGAAAUGGUGAUCCUUGGCACGCAAUACGCCGGAGAAAUGAAGAAGGGUCUGUUCAGUGUCAUGCAUUACCUCAUGCCUAAGCGUCAAAUCCUCUCCUUACAUUCUGGUUGCAACGUUGGUAAAGACGGCGAUGUUGCUCUCUUCUUUGGAUUAUCAGGUACGGGGAAGACGACUCUCUCCACCGAUCACAACAGGUUUCUAAUUGGAGAUGAUGAGCACUGCUGGAGUGAAAAUGGGGUAUCAAAUAUUGAGGGGGGUUGCUAUGCCAAGUGCAUCGAUCUUUCUAGGGAGAAGGAACCAGAUAUCUGGAAUGCCAUCAAGUUCGGGACUGUGCUGGAAAACGUGGUGUUCGAUGAGCACACCAGAGAGGUGGAUUUUUCAGACAAAUCUGUUACAGAGAACACUCGUGCAGCAUACCCAAUUGAGUACAUUCCCAACGCAAAGAUACCGUGCGUGGGCCCACACCCGAAGAACGUCAUCCUUCUUGCUUGUGAUGCGUUUGGUGUGCUCCCACCAGUGAGCAAGUUGAACCUGGCCCAGACCAUGUACCACUUCAUCAGCGGCUACACUGCUCUGGUGGCUGGCACGGAGGACGGCAUUAAAGAGCCACAGGCAACAUUCUCAGCUUGUUUUGGUGCAGCAUUUAUAAUGUUGCAUCCCACCAAGUAUGCAGCCAUGCUGGCUGAGAAGAUGCAGAGGCAUGGAGCCACAGGUUGGCUUGUCAACACCGGCUGGUCUGGUGGAAGCUAUGGCUCAGGUAACCGCAUCAAGUUGGCUUACACUCGGAAGAUCAUUGAUGCCAUACAUUCUGGCAGUCUUCUGAAUGCCAAUUACGAGAAGACCCAAGUGUUUGGACUGGAGAUUCCCACUGGAAUCGACGGUGUGCCUUCAGAAAUCCUGGACCCAAUAAACACUUGGUCCGACCAAAAGGCAUAUGAGGACACUCUAUUGAAACUUGCAGGCCUAUUCAAGAAGAACUUUGAGGGGUUUGUGAAUUAUAAGAUUGGGAAGGAUAACUCGCUGACGGAGCAGAUCCUUGCAGCUGGUCCUAUCUUCUGAUCUGGGUGAAUG
Molecule: messenger RNA, 2031 nt
Organism: Telopea speciosissima
Lineage: Eukaryota; Viridiplantae; Streptophyta; Magnoliopsida; Proteales; Proteaceae
Product: phosphoenolpyruvate carboxykinase (ATP) 1-like
Exons: 12
Coding region: 1-2019 (672 amino acids)
Biological process (GO): gluconeogenesis
Cellular component (GO): cytosol
Molecular function (GO): ATP binding; phosphoenolpyruvate carboxykinase (ATP) activity
Source: RefSeq, a predicted model, not a curated record